Alternaria burnsii is the source of this 330-nucleotide messenger RNA. RefSeq lists its product as uncharacterized. The coding region runs from base 1 to 330 and encodes 109 amino acids. NCBI's taxonomy places the organism in Eukaryota, Fungi, Ascomycota, Dothideomycetes, Pleosporales, Pleosporaceae. The transcript is spliced from 2 exons. The record is from RefSeq and is a predicted model, not a curated record.
AUGGCUGAACCUGGCGAUCUGAUGGAAUUUCACUUUCUUACUAAAGCGCACACGUUUGUGAAAUCCUCGUUCGACAAACCAUGCCAGCCUCUCGGCGGUGACAACGCCAUUUUCUCCGGCUUCAACUUCAACACUACUGCAGGAGAGGCGCCAAACGUCUUCACCUUCAUCGUGCCAGACAAGAACCCGAUUUGGUAUUACUGCUCUCAGUCCAAUGGUAACCACUGCCAAAAGUACAAGGACAAUGCCGUCAACACCAUCACUAAGCAGCCUUUUACCGAUCCGCUUGCUUCUCAAGCUGGGAUGAUUCUGCCAAACAUGCCUUUAUGA